AUGUCUGAUUCAGAGGACGAAGUACUUCAUGAGAUUGUUGCUGAACUAGUACGUGAAUCUGAUAAAUUCCCGAAAACAUGUCCUACUCAAAUACAUUAUAACAUCGGCGGAUACCGUGCAAGCAUGGAGUUUCUCUCAAGUGCUGCCUUUCGAAUAGGAAUCAUUGCAGCCAUUUUGUCUGCAAAAUUACAUUCACAACCAGUUGGAGUCAUGAUUACUGCUUCUCAUAUUGCACCUGCGGAAAAUGUUUUGAAAGUCGUAAACGUUUUGAGCAGCUAUGAUACGCAAAAGUGGGAAGGGUAUUUAGACCAAGUUGUAAAUGCUGAUUCCGCAGACGAACUUACCGUCUGCCUUUCCUCUGUUUUUAAAAAAUCUCAAAUACCAGCAGAGAAAAAUGCCCAGGUAUUUGUAGCUUAUGAUACUAGGACAUCUUCAAAACACUUAGUCGAACCUGUGAUGGCUGCUGCUAAAGUAUUGCAAGCACGGUGCGUAGAUUAUCAUACUCUCAGCACUCCACAAUUGCAUUAUAUUGUGAAAUCUACUCCCCUUUACAAUACCGCCGACAGCAUUGGUGCACCUACCGAGGAAGGCUAUUUCCAUAGGCUUUCUGAAGCCUUCCAUUCCUUGAUGGCCUCUAGACAAGUACGUCCAUCAAUCGUCGUUGAUGCUGCAAAUGGAGUCGGUGCAGUCACACUGAAAAAGCUCAUGAAAGAGGUUAAUCAGAACUUCCUACAAGUAGACAUUGUAAACGAUCAUAUCAAUUGUACCCAGGAAUUAAAUACCACGUGCGGAAUUGAUUAUGUCCUUAAUCAACAGAGACCUCCUCCUAACAUUUCCGUACAAAAAGACGUAAAAUACGUCUCGUUUGAUGCUGACGCCGAUCGACUUUUGUAUUAUUUUAGUGGCUCUCGUAGUUUUCAUAUCCUCGACGGAGAUAAAAUUGCCUCAUUAUUUGCACUUUACUUAUUAGACUUGAUCCGUGCUGCCGGUUUGCAGUUGCAGCUUGGACUUGUGCAAACGGCAUACGCAAAUGGAGCCAGUACGUCGUACAUUCAGAAAACAUUGAAAAUUCCAGUAACAUGCGUUUCUCCUGGCCUAAAAAAUUUGCAAUGGGCCGCACAAGCUUAUGAUAUCGGUAUAUAUUUCGAAGCCAACGGUCACGGAUCAAUUUUGUUCUCUCCUUCUGCUUUGUCAGUUAUUAAUACCCACGAAGUCUUAUCUCCCGCUCAGUUUAAUGCUAUAAAAGCCCUUAAGUCUGUAAUUCAGCUUGUAAACCCUGCUUGCGGUGACGCCCUAGCAAAUAUGUUACUGGUUGAAGUUAUCCUGGCAUACAAGAAUUUCUUUUUAAGAGAGUGGAAUCAUAUUUUUGCUGAAACCCCUAGUCGCUUAAUUAAAUGCGAAGUUCCUGAUCGUUCCAUAUACACAACUGCGGAUGCAGAACGCAAGUUGAUAACGCCUGAAGGAUUACAGCAAAAAAUAGACGCGUUGGUUGCAAAAUAUACAAACGGAAGAGCUUUUGUAAGGCCUUCAGACACAGAAAAUGCUAUACGUGUGUAUGCUGAAGCUAGCACCAGAAGUGAAUCAGAGGAUUUAGCUCUCCGGAUUGUUGAGCUUCUUCAAUAG
Messenger RNA from Schizosaccharomyces osmophilus, 1623 nucleotides. RefSeq names its product phosphoacetylglucosamine mutase. NCBI's taxonomy places the organism in Eukaryota, Fungi, Ascomycota, Schizosaccharomycetes, Schizosaccharomycetales, Schizosaccharomycetaceae. Gene Ontology annotation, biological process: UDP-N-acetylglucosamine biosynthetic process; carbohydrate metabolic process. The transcript has 6 exons. The coding region runs from base 1 to 1623 and encodes 540 amino acids. The record is from RefSeq and is a predicted model, not a curated record. Gene Ontology annotation, molecular function: phosphoacetylglucosamine mutase activity.